UAUCCCUCAUCCCCCUCCCUCAUCCCUCUCCCUCACUCAUCACCCCACCCCACCCACACCAGCCAUGUUCCUGAUGACAAAUUCUGUCGUUUCUCCAAAGGGAGAGAUAUACGUGGCCUGCCAGUCGAUGCUGAUUGUUCUCGUUGGAGCCCAGCCUGAGUACAGUGUAAACACACAGGAAGUAAUCAGCACACAUGAAGAGCUCAUCAAACAUGUCAUAUUUGAGGAAGAUAUCACCUCCAUUGCAACUGAGUGGUACUUAAUCAGGCAGGAAGCAUACAAAGUGAACUUGGCUGGAUCUUUGUUCUUCGUUGGACUACUCAUCGGUAACAUUUUGUUUGGGCCCUUGUCUGACCGGUUUGGCAGGAAACCAAUCUUUCUCACAGGCUUGUUCCUUGAUGUGGUCUUUGGAUUUAUUACAGCAGUUGCUCCAAACUAUGAAGUUUUCGCAGUUACACGACUUCUUGUUGGGCUUGUGAAUGGUGGAAUGUCACUAGUGGCUUUUGUACUGACACAGGAAUUUGUGGGAAAAUCCUAUUGGGCUUUGACAGGAUCGCUCACCAAUUUAGUGUUUGCAAUUGGAAUUGCUGCUUUCUCCGUUAUUGGCUAUUAUAUCAGGGAUUGGCGUACCCUUGCUGCUGUAGCCAAUUGUCCCGGAGUGCUGUUUUUCCUUCUUUUCAUCCCAAUUCCAGAAUCACCGAGGUGGUUAUAUUCACAAGGAAAGACUGAGGAAGCAGGGGAAGUGCUACAAUAUAUUGCACAAAGGAAUGGGAAUGGGAAAAUCUUUGUGCAACUAAAACCCUGUGCCGGGACAUUGAAAACUGGUCAGUCAGCGCACGGAGUGAUGGAUCUGGUGAGGUAUCCUGCCUUGCGCUGGAGAACUGCCAUUCUGAUGUAUGUGUGGUAUGUUUGUAGCCUUGUUUAUUAUGGCUUAACUUUGAAUGCGGGGGAUUUGAAAGGCAAUCGCUACCUGAACAUUGCUUUGUACGGCCUUGUGGAAGUGCCAGCGUUCCCCCUAUGCCUCUAUUUCAUUGAUAAAUCCUGGUCAGGAAGACGCAAAACAAUGGCAGCAUUCCUGUUAUUUGCAGGGGUUGCCUGCAUAAGCACCAUGUUCUUGCCUAGGCAUUUAGCAGGCCUUGACAUGGGAUUCUUGCUGAAUGUCACUUCAUUAGCACUGUGUGGAAAGUUAGCUGUCAGUGCUGCCUUUAAUAUUGUCUAUGUCUUUACUGCAGAGCUUUACCCAACUGUGAUCAGGAAUGCUGGAUUGGGAAUCUGCUCAAUGUCAUGUAGAGUUGGUGGGAUUCUGGCACCAUUUGUUCCAUCGCUGAAGUCGUUGAAUCCAUCAAUGCCGUUCAUAGUGUUUGGGAUUGCUGGGAUGUCAGGAGGUUUCCUGGGUCUCCUGCUUCCAGAAACAUUAAAUAAACCAAUUGCAGAGUCCAUAGAGGAUCUUCACACUCCAGCCUACCAGAAGCUUGAAGACAAAAGGAAAAAAGGGGUUGAAUCACAGGACAUCACUCAGUCACGAAGAUCAGAGGCUUAGCAAAACAGCACUCGUACUGGAAGGAUAAUCCACUUGGUGUAAGAAAAGUGCUCUCAGAUGAGGACUGAGAGUUUCAAGGAGAAAUUUUACAAGAUUCUGGAAGAGGUUAUAUAAACUGUUCAGAGACUUUGAACUGGUACAUUUUAAAUGAGCUGGAUCAUCAAGAUGACAGCAUGCCAAGUGGUCAAGGAAAGACGUAUUUAAGCUGAAGAAAUACCUCAGUUAUUCACUUCCCAACAUUAAUUCUCAGGAACUGAGAAUUGCUAUUGUUUACAUUUCUACUUCUGCAGUUUUGCAAGUAUUUGUUUCAAGUACAAAAUUGCUGCAUUAUCUGAGGAAUAUGAUCACUUACAAAAGAUUUUGGUAUUAGAAUUUAUUCACAAGCCUUCAUUUGCAUAAGACUUUUGAAGUUAAAUUAUGAGCCUUAACAUGAAAUGUAACUUUGAAGCUAGGGAAGCUUUAAGCUCCAAUUUCUUUUUAAUGUAACUUACAUUAUAAUGUAGAGCGCUGAGUGAUUUAUAUGUAUUGGACAUACGUACGUACAUCCAUACAUACAUACAUCUCUGUAAAGAUUUUCUAUUUUGACACCUGUCACUUCUAAAAGGACCACUUUUUAAAAAUCUACAUUUUUCCAUUUAUUCUGAAAUACUACAGUUUUGCGCUUCUGUAUUAAGGAGCCCUACAGUGCUACAGCUUUGUAGUUCAUAGAAAAAUGUCUCUCGUUAGAAUAACUUAAUUUUGUAGGUGCAAUAUCUGUGUUGGCAUUUUAUCACUCCCUUACUGUUGGAAUCUCAAAAGUUGUCCCUUCAAACGGACUGGAUUGUGACGUCAAAUUCUGAUGCCUUUUUGUUCCAGGAUUCACAAGAAAACUAAAAGAUAAAUCUUUAAACA
Molecule: messenger RNA, 2431 nt
Organism: Rhincodon typus (whale shark)
Lineage: Eukaryota; Metazoa; Chordata; Chondrichthyes; Orectolobiformes; Rhincodontidae
Gene: slc22a15
Product: solute carrier family 22 member 15
Exons: 12
Coding region: 65-1540 (491 amino acids)
Biological process (GO): transmembrane transport
Cellular component (GO): membrane
Molecular function (GO): transmembrane transporter activity
Source: RefSeq, a predicted model, not a curated record